GCGCAGCGCUCCACAUCAGUCCUGACUCUCUCCUUCUCCCUCUGUGGCUCUCUGGGAAGCGCGGACUCAUUAUAUAGCGGAGCUAAAUCUGGAGGCUGCGCUGCGUCCUCAUCCUGGACGCGUUUCCUUCCUCCAGCCUGCGCUGCUCCGCCACAUUUAAGAGAGAAGAUCAUUGGUGAGAGACAAGUUGACACCGCGGACCUUUCACUUGCAACUCCGACCCUUUCUCGACUUUGGCAAAUUAAGGACAUUUAGAUUUUUAUUUAAAGACGCAUGGAAAUGGCCGCGAGUGGAACCAUUUUACCAUCAAUAUCGACUUUUUCUGCCCACAAGGAGAAAUGCUGGGAAGAUAGGUGGAAGGUGGACAUGGGCAGCCUCGUGCCCGACAUGGAGAGCAGCUGUCUGGGCAGAAAAGACGACGAGGACCUGGAUAAGUUCUUGGACCUUGAGUUUAUACUGUCGCACACAGCCGGCGCAGACAGUGCAUCUAGUGCAGAAUCGUACCGCAGCCAGGAGACCCUGUAUCAGCAGCAGCCGCCGGCUGGUUACAUGGACAUGAGCAGCCCCCCGCCGCCCUACAACAGCCUGAUGGCUGAGCUCCUCCGCUCAGAUGUGGACACCAGCUUCAUCGGUGGGGGCUCCUCCAACAUCCAGGGCCGCUUCCUCAUCAGCUCCUUCCAAACCUCUCAGGAUUUAUUCCCAGAGCACCCCACCAUCAAAGUGGAGCCCCCCUCCAUGGACUCGUACGGACCAGUGGUGGGUCUGGUUCCUCAGAGCUGCAGCAAAGUCAAGCACGAGGGCAGCGGCUCCUGCAUGAUGAGCUUCGAGCAGCAGCCGCGGCUCGCCAACUCUCCUCAGGCGGUGAUGGGGAGCAUGACCCCUCCGCUCAGCCCGGACGACCUGAUGAGCUCAGACUGUCACCAGAUGACCCCCUCGCUGACCUUUCCGCAGAACUUCCACCCUCAUCAGUGCUACUCUAACCAGCACCAGCUGCCCUUCCCUGCUGCCCACCGCCACCACCAGUACCCGGGCAUGUUCCAGGAGGACAUGGGCCUUCAGCAGCCUGCCGCUGGUCAGCGAGUCCUCCUCACGCCUCCAUCAUCUCCACUGGAAUUGAUGGACACCAAACCCAAGAGAGGUCGUCGGUCCUGGCCCAGAAAGCGCACGGCCACCCACACGUGCACCUUCAGUGGCUGUGGAAAGACCUAUACUAAGAGCUCUCACCUCAAGGCUCACCUGCGGACGCACACAGGAGAGAAGCCGUACCACUGCAGCUGGGAAGGAUGCGGAUGGAAGUUCGCCCGCUCAGACGAGCUCACCCGCCACUUCCGCAAGCACACUGGACACAGGCCCUUCCAAUGUCACCUCUGCGAGAGGGCCUUCUCAAGGUCCGACCAUCUGGCGCUGCACAUGAAACGGCACAUGUGAAGACAGACCAGCGCGGUCUCCUGCGCACCAGCAGAACUGUAACAACACCUGUUAUUAAGUGUAAUAACACAGGAAAGUAUUAAGUGGUCCCAGUAGAGGACCACCAGCCAGACAGUAUGUUCAGGCCACUCGACCACAUUGUGAUGUACAGGGAUAUUACCAGACAAAGGGAGCCUCUGCCUUCUAAUUGUAUGAGAUGAACUAUUUAAAAGUUGUUUUCUGAAACCACACGCAUGACCACGAACAGCCCGCACGACAAAGACAGAUCGGUUCGGAUGAAAUAUGUAGCUGGUACUACCUUUAUGAUGUAAAACAGACCAUGCCACUCAACAUGUCUGGAACAUGCUGCGGAACUGGAAGCCAAGAACGACUUGUAAUAGAUUCACCUUCUGUGCCUUUUGCAAACAAGUAUUUGCUAACUUCACGAGCGUACAGUGAGAUAAGCUUUCAGACAAUGUUUUGUUGGGAAACUGCAGUUCGAAUCGUCGACAAGCAUUUUUGAAGUCAGGGUCUUAAGUGCAGAAGUGCACGCCAUCUCAACGUCGCCUCUCCGACAAAAGGGCUACUUAGUCUUUGGCAAUAAGACGUGUUUUGAAUUGUACUGCCUUGUAAAUACAAACGUUUUAUAUAUAUUUGUAAAUAGUCUAUUUUAAUGUACAUAUUAAACUAAAUGAACAUGA
Molecule: messenger RNA, 2108 nt
Organism: Synchiropus splendidus (mandarinfish)
Lineage: Eukaryota; Metazoa; Chordata; Actinopteri; Syngnathiformes; Callionymidae
Product: Krueppel-like factor 2
Exons: 3
Coding region: 274-1428 (384 amino acids)
Biological process (GO): regulation of transcription by RNA polymerase II
Molecular function (GO): DNA-binding transcription factor activity, RNA polymerase II-specific; RNA polymerase II cis-regulatory region sequence-specific DNA binding
Source: RefSeq, a predicted model, not a curated record